Molecule: messenger RNA, 480 nt
Organism: Tarenaya hassleriana
Lineage: Eukaryota; Viridiplantae; Streptophyta; Magnoliopsida; Brassicales; Cleomaceae
Exons: 2
Coding region: 1-480 (159 amino acids)
Molecular function (GO): zinc ion binding
Source: RefSeq, a predicted model, not a curated record
AUGAGUCACAUGUCAGAGGGUGGUAGAAGUAGUUCUCGUUCAAAUGCAAGGUCAAGUUGGAGAUCGGGUCAUGAGUCAAAUCAGAUCAAAGGUGUACCUCGACAUUGUCAAUGUGGAAGCGAUAUUGUAAUGUGGAUAUCAAGAACAGACAACAACCCGGGAAGAGUUUUUUUGCGUUGUGCUAAACAACAGGGCAACUAUGAGCAUGUGUUCAAAUGGGUUGAUGAGGCCAUGGUGGAAGAAACGGAGAUCUUACGUGAACACAUUGAAAAACUGGAGUUGGAGAAUGAAAAUCAGAAAAAAGAGUUGAAAAUGUACAAAAUAGAGCUGCAAAACAACAAGAUGGAGCUACAAAACAACAACAUCGAACUCAAAAAAUACAUAACUUCUGCUGAAGCGUAUAAAGAUGUUGUGAACAAAGUGGUUGUAGUUUUUGUUUUAGUUUGUGUUGUUAGCUACUACCAUAUGUUAUUGAAGUAG